Molecule: messenger RNA, 1110 nt
Organism: Talaromyces proteolyticus
Lineage: Eukaryota; Fungi; Ascomycota; Eurotiomycetes; Eurotiales; Trichocomaceae
Exons: 3
Coding region: 137-907 (256 amino acids)
Source: RefSeq, a predicted model, not a curated record
CUACCAGUGCUCCUCUUUGCGCGCUCUCUCUGCCUGGACACCUGCACCGUCAAGCUCCAUCAGGAACAGCCUCUUUCUCCCCGUGUAUUAAUACUUCCUUCAUCUUACCCGCUGUUUCCGCCGUGUCGUCGUCAGAAUGCGUUUUCUUUCGUUGAUCGUGGUGCUUCCCGCCCUUGCUGCAGCUCAGCAACAGAUUCCCCUGGGCGACCAGGUCAAAGGCUGGUUCGACAAAGUCAAGUCUUUUGUUCCAAGUACACCUGUCUCGGACCCUAUUGAGAACGUUGCUCAGAAAGCAGCAGGCAAGGUCGCCGAGAAAAUUGUCACCCCUUUGACCACUAGCAACUGGCAAUCUGUGCUGGAGCCCUCCGCCCAGCCCCAGGAAUGGCUGGUCUUCCUGACCGGCGGUAACAAGACCUGCCUUGGCCGAUGUGGACAAGCGGAGAAGGCUUUCAACGAAUCCACCGCGCUGUUUGCUGCUGACCCAACCGCACCCAACCUCGCCUACCUUGAUUGCGAGAAGGAGCCUAUCCUGUGUUCGAUCUGGGCUGGUGCGCCUCCUACCGUAUGGCAUUACCAGCUUCCCCAGGUGCACCCAGGCGAGAAACGCCCGCCAGUUCCAUUGCACAUUGUCUACUUGAACCAUACCACCGUCACCCCCGAGACCAUCUACAAGAUCCAUUCCGAGAAGACAUAUCAGGCCGAGCCCGCUUAUGAAGGCGUCCUUCAUCCGUUUGACGGAACCCUCGCUGUGUAUGGUUUGAAUGUGCCUGUUGGCUACAUCAUGUACGGGUUCUCGGUUGUUCCUAGCUGGCUCAUGAUGAUCGGCAUCAGUUUCCUCAGCAGAACGAUCAUGGGCCGUCGGAUGCGCAACCCGGGACAAAUUGCUGGUCGUAAUGGCGCCAACUAAGUGUCGGCAGUCUAUAAGAUUUGUUUACAAUUUAUAAUUCUGCUCAAGAAACGAGUGCUACUCCGGAAUGUAUAUAAUGAUAUGUUAAAGAGUUUUGGUUCUCUGAAUGACUAGAGUUUGAAUGGAAGACUGGAAAUCGUAUGAGCUGCAACAUUGCUUUCUAACUCAUAGUAUCCUUAUUUAAAAGAAAUGUAAACGAAAAU